This is a messenger RNA of Trichoderma virens Gv29-8, 882 nucleotides long. RefSeq lists its product as uncharacterized. Gene Ontology annotation, molecular function: acylglycerone-phosphate reductase (NADP+) activity; triacylglycerol lipase activity. The transcript has 4 exons. Gene Ontology annotation, cellular component: lipid droplet; endoplasmic reticulum. Gene Ontology annotation, biological process: phosphatidic acid biosynthetic process; triglyceride catabolic process. The record is from RefSeq and is a predicted model, not a curated record. Bases 1 to 882 code for a protein of 293 amino acids. Lineage: Eukaryota; Fungi; Ascomycota; Sordariomycetes; Hypocreales; Hypocreaceae.
AUGGCAUCUCAGAGUCAACAAAAAACAGUAUUGAUUACAGGAUGUUCAAGCGGAAUUGGUGAAGCAUUGGCGAGGGAAUUCCAAGCUAGAGGCUACCAUGUUAUCGCUACCGCUCGAAAAAUAGAAAAAAUAUCACACCUCCAGAAGGCAGGAAUGACUACAUUGUCUCUUGAUGUAACCAAACCGGAGAGCGUCAUGGCAGCCAAGGUAGAAGUGGAAAGAAUCAGUGACGGCAAACUAGAUGUUCUAGUCAAUAAUGCGGGAAUUCUUACCCGUGGUGCUUUAGCUGACGUCUCAUCUGAACAUAUAUACUCCAUCUUCAACACGAAUGUCUUCGGCCUCAUGGCCGUUGUAUCCACCCUCUUGCCGCUACUUAUAGCAGCCAAAGGCACCAUUGUCAAUAUUUCAUCAGCAUCAUCUGUGACACCUUUCCCUUUCAAAGGUCCCUAUGCAAUGACCAAGGCAGCGCUGAACUCAUAUGCUCGUACCCUCGCGAUAGAGCUUUCACCUUUCGACGUACGUGUGUUGACAUGUCCUUCAGGUUAUGUACAGAGCAAACUAGAAGCCAAUGGGACGGAUCAAGUACCUGAAAACAGUUUAUACAAAGCCAUGGCUGGAAGGAUGGAAUUAGGGGUUCCGGAAAAGCAGAUGGAUGGUGCCGAAUAUGCAAAGCUGGUAGUAGCCGAAGUGCAAAAAGGGCGAGGCUGGAGUCUUGGUCCUUGGAGAUUUGGAGCAAUGAGAGAAUGGCUAUGGGUGGGAACAGGAGCAUCUAAGGGCUAUUGGGCCAGCAUGAUGGGGGAAGCAGUUUUGCAGCAGGGGUUUAAAGACUUGAUUAAUUGGGAUGAGAUUACGAGGAUCAUUCGGAAGGAUAAAGACUUGUAG